Lonchura striata (white-rumped munia) is the source of this 3890-nucleotide messenger RNA. The record is from RefSeq and is a predicted model, not a curated record. Lineage: Eukaryota; Metazoa; Chordata; Aves; Passeriformes; Estrildidae.
AUAUCUUCUAAAGCAAAAUUUCCAGAUUUUUCCAUGAUCUUUAAGUUGAGGGAAUUUGAUGAAGCUUCUUUGUUGUACUAAGAUUUUUAUCACUGUAGUGGUUUGUGCACUCCAGCUUGGAAUCAAUUGUAUAGGUUGUAGAAUAUGUAGUUGUUAGCACUCUGUACAAACUUGGGUAUAUUCUAAGAACACAAAUGAAUACUUAAUACAUUCAUUGCAUAAGGCUGAAACUUCUAUUAUAAUUUGGAAUCAGGUUGCUUCUCUUUAGUGCAAUGGCAAUUUCAGCUGAUGGCAUAUGACUGAUCAGUAUCCUGAAAUACAAAGGUGAUCCUUCUUGACUAGAAGCCAUCUGACUUCAUUUUACCACCAGUAAUUGUAUUUUCUGGCAGUUCCUGGACCCCAGUUUGGGAUUAUGGCCUAGUGAGAGCAAGCCUCACUUAGUCAUGCAGUGCUGGCAUGUUAAAAUCUUCAGCUUUCCUUCUCAGUAGUAGCACUGAUAGCACGCACCUUUAAAGGCAGUUUUCUAAGUUUGAAAACUUACCAAGUGGACUAACUUCAUAGUAUUUGUGAGCAUGUCAGUUGUGCAUUGUUGGGAGCUUUUCUAUGAGAAGAGUCCAGGCUGUAGGUUCUUCUUAAGUUUACCUUACUUAGAACAUCAUAAUGUAGAGUCACUGAUUUUUACUUUGUUGUGACUGAAAUUAAGUGCUUUGAUACUUUCUCUUUUCAGGUACUUCAGAAUUGACUCCUUCUUAAUACAGUGACCAUACAGGACUAAAGAAAAAUGGAUUUCUGUUUUCCAAAUACUUGGGUUUCUUGUGUGUAACAGCAUGGUUUGCUGUGAAAAGUGAAACAAGAGUCUUUCUGGACAGUUGAAAGCUAGCUGGUAGGCAUAGCAAAAUGCUUUGUCUGAGGCAGGUUUGCUUGUUCACACUGAGAUGUUACCAGGCUCGGACCCUGUGUAGUGAUCUGCUUUUAAGCCAGAUAAAUGACUGCACCCAUGAAGAUGAAGUGUUCAGCCUUGUUGGAAGAAACAAGGCCAGGCUUUCUGAAAAGCAUGUGGGAAUUGCAUUGAACAUGCUGUGGCAAUUGCAAAAAAAGAGGCCCUUUCUCUUAAGGACUAGUGACUAUGUAAGAAAUCACUCCCAGUUCCUUACCCUUUGCAUUUUGGCAGAAAGCAAGGUGGAACACAUGGAAGAUGAGGUGAUCGUGGACACCUUAUAUAGCCUACUGAGGCUCAAUGUUGAAGACCAUGUUUCUCUAGCAAAAGUGCUUGUUACAGAAGCAUGGAAAAGAUUAGAAAGGCUUAGUUUGCCUGCUCUGUCUAAAUUCGCUCUGUGCUUAUACAAGCAACACAGGCACUUCAGUCCCAUAAUUGGCCAAGUAGCUCAUAUUGUGGACAUGAAACUGGAGUCUAUACAGGAUAUAAGGAUCUUGUCAGUUUUGAUGAUCAGCAUAUCUGAAGUUAUCACAGAGAGUUUUCGAGAUCGAUUACUACACAAGGCUGAACAGCUCUUAGAAGAAGAGCAUGAGGUCCACUUCAACUAUGCCAGAAGAAUACUUCAGUUUCUCCAAAAUGUUAAACUGAGAUAUCAUCCGGUGCUAGAAAAAUGCAACAGGAUUUUCCUUGAAAGUGCCUCCCAUCUUGAUAUACACAGUAUUAGUCAUAUUUUUGGACUGUAUGAACAGCUGGGUUUUGACAAUGCUGAAUUUCGCUUGAUUGCUAAACAGCUGCUAUCUGAAACUAUAGACAAUUAUUAUGAUCCUGAAACAUUUACAAAAUUAUUUUUUUCUCUUGGGCCUAUGGCAGGAUCCAAGGUUAGAGAAAGGUUGCUGGUAACUGCAGUAAACAUGGCAGAGGAAUUUAGCAGUCAUCAAGUUUUGAUGAUACUGAAGACUAUGCGGAAAAUGAAAUGCAGAAAUUCUCAUCUACUCAAAAAAAUGGCUUCUGUUCUGCACAAACACUUGGAUAGCUAUCAUGUAUUGCAGUUGGUAAAGUUGACACAGUACUUGGUGGUGUUGCGUUGCCAGGAUCUGGAGCUGUUUGCCAAACUAAAAAUGUUACUAUUAGGUUACUUAAAAUCUAGUGUGAUACCUGCCGAUACUGCAGCCAUAAUUCGUGUUCUGGCCAUGCUUCCUUCUUUCCAAAUGGAGGAAAUGAUUAUAAACAAAGCAGCAGCAGUUUUGCCUCAGUGCAGACUCCAUCAUUUGAAUUGCAUUGCUACAGCUUUUGUCAAGUGGCAUCAUCAUGGCCAGUUGCACUGGCAAAACAGUUCUGAGCUAUGUGCCAAGCUUCUGCAAAAAUUAAAUGACUGUGGAUUUCAGAGGCUUCAGAAAACCAACAACUUAAAUCUUCUGUUGGAAGAACUUCCAUAUGUGAAUGGAGAGUGGUUUGAAGAAGUCCUGAAUGAGGAAGCUCUGGCCAUGUGUCAGCACUUGAUAGAUCAAAUAACAUGGGAAAAUGUUUUACCCUUGUCUUUUUUUCUCAUAAAAUCAGAGCACCGUUGUCCUGCAUUGUUUGACAGAAUAGCAUCUGUGACUGUUGAAAAUAUAGACAAGAUUCCCACCUCUGAAAUCUAUUUUAUUGUCUUCCUUUUCUCUGCUUUAAAUUAUGACCCUCCUGACAAUGAAGAAUUCUUUAAGAGUUGUAUCCAACAUCUUACUUCUAACUUGAGUCAUCUUGAAACUUAUCACUUGGUACUGCUCAGUCAUGUUUUGGCAAUGGCUGGGUAUUUUCCUCCAGUUCUGAUAACGACGAUAUUUAAUGUCUCUUUCCUACGCAAACUGGAUGCUCAACUUAAAGUCCUGCCUGAUACAAUGAAGCAGAGGGUCCACUCGAGCCUCAUGAAAUUGAACAGAGCAGUCUGUCUGGAAUGCCCAGAGUUUCACGUCCCUUGGUUUCAUGAGCCAUACUGCCAACGUGUCUUUCAUAACAGCAUGAGCCAAGUAAGUCCACAGCGACAGCAUAUUCACAGAAUGCUGACAGAGAUCUUAGGAGGAAGCCAUUUCUCAAGAAUAUCUGUUCUCACACCAUACUACUAUGAAAUAGAUUUUGAGUGUGUCCUGGAUGUAAAUAAAAAGCCUCUUUCCUAUAUGGCACAGAAUAUAGCUUUGGGUGAAAUGGGGGGAAUACACUUGAGACAUGACAUCAAGGAGAAAGGGAGAAAGGCCCUGCCACCAGGAGCUCAAAGAAUUGCUUUGGAAUUUCUUGAUUCAAAAGCUUUUAGCAAAGAUUAUUCACGUCAUCUGAAAGGAGAACCUGCAGUGAAAAAGCGACACCUGGAAAUGCUGGGGUACCAGGUUGUUCAGAUUCCUCACUUUGAAUGGAAUUCUAUGGUUCUGUCAACAAAAGGUGAACAGCUGGAAUACCUGAGACAGCAGCUGUAUGGAAUACAGUGAUAUCAGACAUGCAGUCUAAAGUGCUUUUAUAAAAACAGUUUAUGUACCAUCAAAUGUCUCAUAAUCCUGGAAUAUUUAAGUUUCAAAAAUCUAUCUGUAUCAGUUGGGUCAAGGCAUGCUAAGGUCAUCAGAUAUAAAGAGAUGUAAUCCUCAUUUCGUUAGGGAUUGCAAAAGGCAGGUCAGAGUGGGCUGUGAAGUUGUGAUAAGGAUGCUUAAAAUUUCUCAUUAUCUGGAAGCUAUUACAAACAUAUGAACCUGGCAGUUUUGCAAUCAAAUUACAUUAUUAUUUCCUAAAUAGAUAGCACAGAGGGCUAGCCAAACAUAAAACUCCAUGGAAAAAGUUGGAAAUACUAUUGACUAGGAGAGUGGAGGAGUCAGCAAUCUACUGGAAACUAUGUCUGUCCUCCAGCAUGUGACAGAAUGAACAGUUAGGAAUCAAACAGUAUCUGUACUCUGAAACCAAGAAACUGAAAUACAGAUUUUUCUAAGAAUAA